This is a messenger RNA of Naegleria fowleri, 354 nucleotides long. RefSeq lists its product as uncharacterized. The record is from RefSeq and is a predicted model, not a curated record. NCBI's taxonomy places the organism in Eukaryota, Heterolobosea, Eutetramitea, Acrasida, Naegleriidae. The transcript is spliced from 3 exons. The coding region runs from base 1 to 354 and encodes 117 amino acids.
AUGCCAACAAGACAACUCAAAUCACAAGCCGAUCUUGAUUUUUCUCUGAGUGAGAGUGGAGUAAUGGGAUAUACAGUGGUAUAUAUUUAUGACGACAGUUCACCGACUCAUUCACAAUUAAAACCUGCAUUCGAACUGAUCAGUAGGGAAUGUCCUUUCUCUCACUUUUUUACGAUUUCAUACGAGGAUUGUGAAGGAGAGGGAAUACUCGAAAAGUAUAAUAUAAAUACAUUUCCAUAUUUUCUAGUAUUUAAAGGCCAGAAUUUAAUUGCACAAUUUGAAUCCGAAACAGCAAAUAAUCUUUCGAAACAAUUGAGAAAGUUAAAUGUUGCCCCUCCCUUACAAACAGAAUAA